Messenger RNA from Drosophila elegans, 3663 nucleotides. RefSeq lists its product as uncharacterized. The record is from RefSeq and is a predicted model, not a curated record. Lineage: Eukaryota; Metazoa; Arthropoda; Insecta; Diptera; Drosophilidae. The transcript is spliced from 3 exons.
GCGCCCCCUUCCUUUUUUUUGUGUGUGUGUGUGUGUGUGUGUGUUCCUAUAUUUUUCGGGGCCCCCCCUCUCCCCCUCUACCACUUGUUUUGCCAGAUUCACAGAAACAAAAGUGACAAAGUAUGCUUCACAUUUGAAUGGGCAUUGGCACAUGAACAUGAAGCGCAGAAGGACGCGCGCUUUCAGCAUAGCAUCCCCGCUUCAGUCUCAAUAGAAUCCGAACCGCCGAACCGAACCGAAACCCCGUAACCCAUCCUAUAACGACACCAAUACCAUCAUCGCCCAUACCAUUUCACCCCGCGCUGAGAUUGUUUUUCAACUGCGUCCGUGCUUUCCCCCCAGAACACACUGUUCAAAAAGUCAUCAUAACAAAUAAUCCAAAUGGGGAAUUUAACAUUUAUAUACCUAAUAACAUAAGCCUGAAAUCAACUCGCAUGAUAUUUUAUGGCUAAAGCAUUUUUAUAGUUUUUUUUUAUCUUUCCUACAGCAUAACAUGUAGUCCUGUCAAAGGUCUUAAAUUAGUUUUAUGUAUUUAAACCAGAGACCAGCUUUAAGCAGACACUUUAAAGAGGCACAUUGAGACAUUUCCAUGUGUUUAUUUGCUGAUAUAUGUGAUGAUUUAAAUUAGUAAUGACCUCUGGACCCCUCUUCCCAUGGUAGUUUGAAAGCAAAAUACUGCCCUUUGAUGAAUUAAAUUAUUCUCUCUACAUAAAGAAUCGUGCUCGUCCAUUUAAUUAUGGGUUCUGGUGUCCAGACGAAGUAGCAUGGUGCUUCCUUCGAUUCAAUUCGAUUCGAUUUGUCGUAAUGAAGCUAGUCCACGAAGCCCCAUGCAAUAGUUAAUAUAUUUUUAUGGCCGGUUGUCGCCAAUGUGUCCCCCCCCCCACCACCACCACCAGAUCCGUAAUUCGCAUUCGCAUCCGUUUCCCCAUGCCCAUCUGUGUACCCCAUCUAUGUAUAUAUCCCCGCUCACUCCACAGUUGCGAAUUCAAGUGCCAUUGGAGCUGGAGCUCCUCUGGAUUGCUAGAUUGCUGGACUGUGGGAUUGCUCACUUGAUGGCUCCGUGGCGGGGGGUUUGCUCGAUUCAAUGUUUGCGCUUUUGCGUCCACAACAAGUGUGGGCACUGAGAGGUCAAGAGCUGGUUGUUUGGGAGUUUGGUUUAGGGCUGGGGAACCCUUUACGCUCCCGAAUUUAGUUGCUUACAUCAUUUCGGGCAGUCAGCGAUUUAACAAAUCAAAAUUAAUCGACGAUGACAUAUUUUUAUUAGGAUAUGAGCGUGUGCUUUGAAAUUCUAGGAAAAAUCUACUCAAAGUUAAGGCCUUGUUACAACAGAAACCCAUCUUGAAUUCCUAUUACCAUCUAGUUGUCAUAGUUAUAUGCUUAAGUCCCAGUAAGUUCAGUUCAUGUAGAGUCAUAAUGAUGUAUGACAUAGUUAAUUUUAGUUUUUAUAAACAAGAUAUGCAAUAGUUCCACGUUUUGUGUGGGGUUAACAUUUAAAACAGUUACGCCAAAAAUAUUGCAAAUUUCCAUACCUUAUCUCAGAUUUAAAACAUACUUUCCGUUUACUUUAGAGAAUCGAUAAUAUACUUUUUAAUGAAAAUUGUGGACCUGAAAUCCGGCAGAGCCCAAAAUCAAUCAAAAGUUAUUCAAUAUUGAUGUUCUUUUUGUUUUUGCCAGCCAUUGGGUAAUCCCUGGCUUAUAUCCAGUGCACGUAGCCAGGCGCAAAGCCAUCACAAGGGUUAAGAUCGCAAUCAAUCGUCGCUGACGGCCCAAAAGCUGCCCUCUCACCAACACCCUCUUUUCCCAAAGUGAUUCAUUAAGGCAAUUAACACUCAGCGUGUAUAUGCUCAGUGUCCAGGGUCCUUAGUUCGUAGUUCUGUGUCCGGAGUUCGCGGUUAGGGACAAACAUUUACCAACACCAUGUCUUGCACACAGCCGCCGGUUGGGGAGAGAAGUAGAGAACCACUCAAUGCUCAUUGAAAUUUACGAUUAUGCUGCGAAAUUAUUAAACAAUAUGACCGCAAGAGUUGCCAGGGAAAGCGUCGGAAACGGAGAAGGAGAAGGCAGCCAAUCUACAGGGAAUCUCAGGGGUCUGCUCAGCCGCACCCUGGCCAAGGUGGCCCGGGCCAAUCCCGCCCAGCACGUGCCCAGCCUGCCCAGUCUGCCCAGCCUGCCCAACCUGUCCGUUUCCGCCCUUCUGCUGCAGGCCCUCGACGCGGCGGACGUGGCCCACGGCCAGCGCAUCGAUCAUCCGACCCGUGGACCGGCGGCGACGGCGGCAGCGGCAGCGGAUGUGCUGCCCGAACUGCUCGGCGAACAGACGACCGGACUCCUCCCGGAAAACGUCACCGGCAGUCCGCUGGCGGGGAAUGGUGGCGCGGAUGUCUACCUGCCGGCAGCAAAUCUCAGCGGUUUCAUUGAGUCCUCGACGACGGCGGCCAUAGGCACACUGCCCAUCCCCACCAGCAGCAUGGCCACCUUCCAGGCCCAGACGGUGGCCACCUUCAUCGCCGCCACCGGCAGCAAGAAUCGCCCGACGACCAUCGUGGUCUACCCAACGGUUUCACCCGAAUCGAUCGUAAUCCCGAUCGUGUCCUGCAUCUUCGGCUUCCCGAUCCUGGCGCUGAUUGUGAUCUGCUGCCUUCGGAGGCGGGCCAAGUUGGCCCGGGAAAGGGACAGGAGGCGCAACUACGACAUGCAGGACCAUGCCGUCAGCCUGGUCAGAUUUAGUCCAAUACAUAGGCUUAAUUACCGAUCGUCGCGAGCUAUCAGUCUACGUCCUGAACGAAGCCUAAGCCAGGGCUUCACCUCCCUGGAGCUGGACACUGUGCUGGAGGAGCGCUGCAGUGACGUGGAGCAGACCCAGACGGAGAUGUUCAACCCCGAGUCGCCGAUGGACACCACCUCCUACAAGAUGUCCUUCUCCUCGAGCUAACAGUUAGCCAAGCCGCAGCCGGAGCGGGCUGUGAGCCAGCCCGAGUCCGAGUGCCAAGAAUCUGGGGCGAAGGUUGCUUCGCUGGCCAAAUCCUCCCAGCUGGUGCCUCCGCCGCAGCUGCGCAAGGCGGCCAGUGUGCGGGACGAUCCGGCUGCCUUGGCCAAGCGGAGGAGUCGCCUCCAGGAGCUCCGGGCUGUCAGUUGCGCCGGCGGUGGGAGCGGCGGCGAGGCAGCUGCCGCAUUUGGCAAGCGGGAAUCCAAGCGCGAUCGCCGGCGCGGAGCAGCAGAAUCGGGUGCAAACAACACUGCGGAGUCCCCGGUCAUGCGAAAGUCGCAAUCCCUGGACGCCGCCGAGAGCUACUCGCUGGCCAGCAUCCAGGCGCCGCUCUGGGUGACCCUCACCAAUGCCCGAACCAUCGACGAGCUGGCCCAGCAGAAGCUAUGAGCUCCAACUCUAACUCUAACUCCAGCUGCAUCUGCAUCUGCAUCUCCACCUGCCCACCAGUUCCAGUCCAUUAGCAAUGCCCAACGCCCCGCCUGAAAGAAAACCUCUAAAUGUUUAGACGGAAUUUCCAAUUAGCAACAUUACUAACACAAAAUAUAUAUUUACAUCAAUAACAUGUUUGAUGAAGUUAAAGACCAACAGAAAUAGUAAAAGGAACCUAAUAUUAAAUUAAACGUUAAUUGUUUUUUUUCUGAAUAAGGGUCGAGACGGAUUUCAAGUGACAGCUU